ACGUUAAUAGAUAUUAACCCAGAAAUAAAUCGAGCCCUGCAGGGCAAUUAUCCGGUCGUAGCUUUAGAAUCAACUAUAAUCACACAUGGAAUGCCUUAUCCUACGAAUUUGCAAGUAGCGAAAGAAGUCGAGAAAAUUAUUCGAGAUAAUAAAGUCCAACCAGCUACAAUUGGAGUUAUUGAUGGUAGAAUUAAAAUAGGGCUGACUGAAGGUGAAAUUGAACAUUUAGCUAAAUCGUCUAACACUAUCAAAAUUGCUCGCCGUGAUCUUUCCAUUGCAACAGCUAAGCAACUAUCUGGUGGAACCACAGUUUCAGCUACAAUGUUAUUAGCUCAUUAUGCUGGUAUUAAAGUCUUCGUUACUGGCGGAAUUGGUGGUGUUCACCGUGGAGGAGAAUUGAGUAUGGAUAUUAGUGCAGAUCUUCUAGAAUUAGGAAAAAUCCCUGUGAUGGUUGUUUGUGCUGGGGUUAAAUCUAUUCUUGAUAUUGGACUCACUCUUGAAUAUCUAGAGACGAACGGGGUUACAGUAAUGACGUUGGGCAAUGACUCUAAUUUUCCUGGAUUUUUUACUGCAGAAAGCGGUUAUAAAUCUCCUCAUACAGUUUCGUCGCCUAAGGAAGCAGCACUGGUUUUUGAUGCCAGUAAAAGAUUAGGUAUAAGUAGUGGUAUGAUCGUAGCUGUACCUAUUCCGAAGAAUGCAUCCGCAUCGGGCGAGUUGGUUAAUAGUACUAUACAUACUGUUUUAGCAAAUUCUAAAUCAGAAGGCAUUACCGGUAAAUCUGUAACUCCCUACAUCCUUCAGAACGUAAACCUGUUGACAAAAGGGGAAUCAUUGAAGGCCAAUAUUGAAUUGAUAAAGAAUAACGCGAAAGUAGGAAGUCACAUUGCUAGUGAAUAUACUUCUCUCCAAUCGGAAAAAUCGCAGGUAAACAAAUCUAAAAUUAAUAUAAAUAAAUAUAUAAUAUAUAUAUACUACAGUAUAAUGUAUAUAUACAAAUCUAUAUCCUGUGCUUUUGGGUGGAUUAUUUCGAGUCAAAUUAGUUAG
Molecule: messenger RNA, 1044 nt
Organism: Trichoplax adhaerens
Lineage: Eukaryota; Metazoa; Placozoa; Uniplacotomia; Trichoplacea; Trichoplacidae
Exons: 10
Molecular function (GO): pseudouridylate synthase activity
Source: RefSeq, a predicted model, not a curated record